CAAUGCAUCACAUUUUGUGUCUUUUCGGGUUCUUCCCAUCCCAAGUAAAUAAAAACUCCUAUUAAUCGAUCAGGCGAGUAAACAAAUUUAACGGUCGUGAUCUACCGUGACUAAUCUUUCAAUGACUUGUGUGAUAAACACCAUUUCUUCACCCUCAAAUUCAAAUACGUAAACGGAGGGAAAACAUUUUUUUCUCACACAACCUUAAUCAGAACUCCAAUCCUCCGACUUCCAAUAUUUUCUCUCUUGUUUUGCUCUCAAAACAAGUAUUAUUAAUCCUUCAUUAUACUCUGAGAUCUGAUCGAGUUGUAACGAGAUCCAUAACCCUAACCAAUGGCUGAAACCCUAAGCCCCAAUCCAGCAACGGCACUGAAACAGAGAGCUCCAAUGGCCCCUCGCCUCCAAUCUCCGACUAGUCCAUUCUUCUUGGGCUCCAACGACGACAAACUGGAACGCGCUCAGGCAAGAGCCGCCCGUGCCGCUGCCAUUCGCCGCAAAUCCGUUGCCCCCACUACCUGCGCCGGCCCUCCUCCCGACCCUUGUCUUGGCAAACAACAGAUUCUCGAGUUGUUCCAUAAUUGCAUCAAACUCGCCAGCGAAAAUAAAAUUAAUCAAAAGAAUACGUGGGAGCUGAAUCUGAUAGAUCAUAUUUGUGACCUUAUUAAAGUCGAAGAAGAAGAUGAUGUGGAGACGAAUUUUCAAAAGGCAAGUUGCACUCUUGAAGCUGGAGUUAAGAUUUACUCAAUGAGGGUGGAUUCAGUGCAUUCAGAGGCAUAUAAGGUCCUUGGUGGGAUUAAUCGAGUGGGACAAGAAAACGAACAAGAUAAUAUGGUGGAGGAUGCCAACAUCAACAGGGGGCAAGAUGAAGGUUGCUCCAAGAAAGAGCAAGAGAGGAAGUUGUCACCUUUAUCAACACUGGAAUCGUCAUUUGAGGCUCUCAACGUGAAGAAGUUUGAUGUUGCAUUUGCAGUGGAUCCUCUCUAUCAUCAGACAUCCGCACAGUUUGAUGAAGGUGGGGCCAAGGGUCUCUUAUUGAAUAAUCUUGGAGUAUACGGUAGCUGUCGGGUGCUCUUUGAUUCGCUGGAAGUACCAGGGAAGUGUACACCAUGUGCGAUUCAACAUGAUACAGAAGACACAAUUGAUAUAUCUUUUGCUAGAGAAUGCAUUGAACAGAUGGCGUUGAACAUGCCCAGGGAGAAUGAAAUUUCACCAAGUCUUGGAAUUAUAGUCAAUCAAUUUGAUGAAGAUCGGAGACCAUCAGAUGCAUUUGGGAAACCAGUGGAGCAAGUUUAUGAAGCUCAUAAUGAUAACUCUGAGUUUGAUGGCAAUGCAUUUGAGAACUGUGAGAACUGGGCCUUUGAUCACGAUGACCAAGCAAGUGUGGUUGGAGAGGACUCUUUUGGUGGAGAUCCAGAUUUACCAAGUCACUUAGAGGAAAAUGAAUCAUUCACUUUCCAUGACCAUGAUGUGGAUGACAGAUUUGAGAAAGUUGAUGGCUAUUUGUUUUUAAGUUUGGGAUUUACUUCAAAACAGAAUGCCUGGGCAGGUCCUGAUCAUUGGAAGUAUAGGAAGGCUAAAGGUUCAGAGGAUCCUGCCAAGGAAAAUGAACCAUCAUUAACAACUAAGAGACCAAGGAAUAAAAAAAAGCCAGAAAUUGAUAUUGAUUUUACAAUUGCCUUGGAUAAUGACAUAUCAGAUGUCUUUGCUCCUCCUAGGAAUCCUAAGUCAUUAUUGCUGCCUGCAAAUAGAGCACCAUGUAAUAUGACACUUCCGGAAGAUUGCCAUUAUCAACCAGAGGAUCUUGUCAAGCUAUUUCUUCUACCUAAUGUUAUGUGCCUUGGGAGGAGAGGAAGAAAUCGUUCUGAUGACUUUCUUCAUCAAAGAGAUGAUUAUGGCCCACUGCCAUCAUGGGAUGACGAAAAUAUGUUUGGUGGUGAAUUUGAUGAUGGAUGUGUCCAUAGUGAUAUAGAGGACUCAAGCGCACUUGUGUCUCAGCCUCGCCAGGUAAAUAAGAUAGAAGUCCAAUAUGACAAAACUGCUAAACGAGUUGAUGUCCAUUCAUUGAAAGAAACACUCUGGAACCACAUACGAGAACCCACUCAAUUGUCUGUUCAGGGGCAGGAAGGAACAGCAUCUUUCAGGCAAGUCUUGGCCAGUUUUCCGAUUGAUUGUGGAGCAGUUGCUGCACGUGAGGAUAUCUCCCCCCAUCUGUGUUUCAUAUGCCUAUUGCAUUUAGCAAACGAGCAUGGUUUGAGCAUCCGUGGCUGCGCCAAUUUGGAUGAUCUUAGCAUACACCUUCCAUCUCUCACAUUUACGGCUUCAGUAAACUAAGCUGUACCAUCCUGGUGCUUUCUUGUGCUUUUGCUAUGGAUGUGUAUCAAAUGUAUCUAAAUGAGCGUGUCACUGUAUCUGUAGAAAUACGCUCCAAUUUAUGCAGAAAGAUUAAAACUUAUAAACCAUCUUCGUGUUAAUUGUGAUGCAGUGCCCAUAAAAAGUGUCUUCCUGUUAUAAGAGUAUUAUGUAUGCUUUGAUAUUAUCAAAAACCUCGUUUCUUGACAAAUGAAUGUUCCGUGUUUAUAGAAACCUCAAUUCUCAUGGGUGAGAUUGAAGAGAAGUUGUACUCUUGUAUUUUCUCACUUGGCAAGAUUUGAAGUUUGAACCUA
Molecule: messenger RNA, 2663 nt
Organism: Cornus florida
Lineage: Eukaryota; Viridiplantae; Streptophyta; Magnoliopsida; Cornales; Cornaceae
Product: condensin complex subunit 2
Exons: 13
Coding region: 334-2331 (665 amino acids)
Biological process (GO): mitotic chromosome condensation
Cellular component (GO): condensin complex
Molecular function (GO): chromatin binding
Source: RefSeq, a predicted model, not a curated record